AUGGUCGGCCUCUUUUCUCGAUAUCAGCGGGUGCCCGCCAGCGAACUGCCAUCCAACACGGCAGAGGCGCACCGUCCCUCGUCGCAUGGCUCGACCUCUGCCAAGCCAGGCUUCGGCCGGGCGCGGACACGGUGGGCGCUCAUCAUCGCUGCCAUCUUUGCGCUGCUCCUCUUCCUCGGCCUCAAUGCCGACCCGGACCCCACCUCGGGCGUCGACUCGUGGCGGGCAAAGGCGGGCCAGUACGCCGACCGGCUCGGGUCCGGAGGCUGGAGCUGGAAGCCUAGCCCGCCCAAGCCGGCCGAGGCCCCGGAGACGGAAGCUCCGAUCCAGGUCAUUGGCAAGGAGAUGCAGAGGUGGACGCAGGGCAGCGGGCGCGCCAACCUCACCUACAACAGCCCCUUCAACCCAGAGGACCUCACGCUGACCGAGGAAGAGUGCGACGCCUUCUUCCCCGGCCUGUGGGACGAGAUCGACCGCAGCGUCAAGCACUUCACCCACGUCGACACCAACAGCCGGCAGUACCUCGACAAGGUGUGCGACGACGGCAUCUGGUCGCACGCCCGCGUGCUGGUGCACAACAACAAGGUGUACCUGCGCUACUUUCAAAAGUCGCCCUUCACGCGCCUCCAGGCCGCCCUCGCCCUGCUGUACCAGUCGGUCAUCACGUCGCGCGAGAAGCUGCCGGACGUCGAGUUCUGCAUCAGCCUCAACGACUGGGGAUCGCAGGGCAAGUUCAGCCUGGACCGCGCGCCGUACCUGCACGACGUGUGGCUGAUGCCCGACUACGGGUGGUACGCGUGGCCCGAGCACGUCGGCUCGUACGCCGAGUACCGCGAAAAGACGCUCCAGGUCGAGAGGGACAACCCGUGGGAGAAGAAGAUCUCGAAGCUCUUCUGGCGCGGCAGCAUGGGCGUCGGCACCGCCGACCGCGAGGCGAUGCUCGGCGCCGCCGAGGGCCACGAGUGGAACGACGCCAAGGCCAUGACGUGGGGCAAGGGCGGCAACAUUCCGAUGGAGGACCACUGCAAGUGGAAGUUCCACGGCUUCCCCGAGGGCGUCACCUAUUCGGGGCGGCUGCGCUACCUGCAGAACUGCAAGGUCGUCAUCGUCACCCACGAGCCGCGCUGGAUCCAGCACUGGACCCACCUCUACAACCCGGACCCCAACUCGCCCGACCAGAACAUCGUCUUUGUGCCCAAGUACGACGGCGACCAGCCGGGCAUCCUCACCCACAACGAAAAGGGCGAGGCCAGCUACGACAAGACCUGGAUGCGCCUGCCAGAGACCAUGGACGACCUGCUGCGCAACGACGACAAGGCCAGGCGCAUCGCAGAGAACCAGUGGACCUUUUUCCGCGAGCGCUACAUCAGCCCCGCCAGCGCCGCCUGCUACUGGCGCAAGCUCAUCAAGGGCUACGCCACCACCCAGCUUUUCACGCCCGUCUACCACGGCAACGAGACGAGCUACGAGGGCUUCCAGCUGCAGCAGAAGCUGCGCACCGACCCUUGA
Molecule: messenger RNA, 1509 nt
Organism: Pseudozyma flocculosa PF-1
Lineage: Eukaryota; Fungi; Basidiomycota; Ustilaginomycetes; Ustilaginales; Ustilaginaceae
Exons: 2
Coding region: 1-1509 (502 amino acids)
Source: RefSeq, a predicted model, not a curated record